This is a messenger RNA of Arabis nemorensis, 648 nucleotides long. Lineage: Eukaryota; Viridiplantae; Streptophyta; Magnoliopsida; Brassicales; Brassicaceae. The record is from the annotation of a GenBank genome assembly.
AUGUGCGGCGGUGCUAUAAUUUCCGAUUUUGCCCCUAUCGUCACCAAAGCUAAGGGCCGUAAACUCACCGCGGAGGAACUCUGGUCAGAGCUCGAUGCUUCCGCCGGCGAUGACUUCUGGGGUUUCGAUUCCUCCUCCAAGCUUCAAUCCACCAACCAAGGGAUACGGAAGCGACCGUGGGGGAAAUGGGCGUCGGAGAUUCGAGAUCCAGGAAAAGGAGUCAGAGUCUGGCUUGGUACGUUCAACACGGCGGAGGAAGCCGCCAUGGCUUACGACGUAGCGGCGAAGCGGAUCCGUGGCGAUAAAGCCAAGCUCAACUUCCCGGAUCUCCAUCAACAACCUACUCCUUCUCCGCCACCGUCUUCACCGCGAUCGACCGAUCAGCCUCCGGCGAAGAAGCUCUGCGUGAGCGAGUUAACUCAGCCGAGUUUCCCAGUGGAGUGCGCUGGGUUCGGAAAUGGGGACGAGUUUCAGAAUCCGAGUUACGGAUUUGAAGCGGAUUACGAUCUGAAACAGCAGAUAUCGAGUCUGGAAUCUUUCCUUGAGCUCGACGGUAUCACGGCGGAGAAACCGAGUCAACUCGACGUGUCCGUCGCCGAGGUGGAUCUGUGGAUGCUUGAUGACGUCAUCGCGUCGUAUGAUUAUUAG